Molecule: messenger RNA, 1971 nt
Organism: Brassica oleracea var. oleracea
Lineage: Eukaryota; Viridiplantae; Streptophyta; Magnoliopsida; Brassicales; Brassicaceae
Exons: 2
Coding region: 1-1971 (656 amino acids)
Source: RefSeq, a predicted model, not a curated record
AUGGCUGACUUCGGCACUCCAGAACAAAUGGCCGCUUCUAUGCAACAGAUGCAAUAUUUGCAGCAAACAAUCGUAGCGCAACAGCUGGCUGCACAGCGGGAACCACCUGUCCCAAUUGGUGAAAGAAACCUACCGCGUAACAUCCCUGCUACGCGCUCUGCUAUCGCUCCACCACCAUGUCAAAGGGCAGACUUUGAGAUAAAACCCGGCAUGAUCAAUCUUGUCCAGAUAAAGAUGUUCCAUGGACUGUCAGCUGAGAUACCGGUGGAACACAUUGAAGCUUUUGAAGAGAUAUGCAGUUUCACUCGUGCAAACGGCGUCCCACCCGACUACAUCAAAUGCAUGUUGUUUCCAUUCUCUCUAGCGGACAAGGCUUCACGAUGGCUUAAGUCAUUACCUACAGGUUCCCUAACUUCUUGGGAACAGGUUAGAGCAGCUUUCUUGGGACACUUCUACACGAAAGCCAAAACAGAUGCCCUAAGGAACAAGAUCUCCUCCUUCAAGCAACUCGCUAAUAAACCUUUCAACGAAGCGUGGGAACGGUUCAAUGAUACCCUCAGAGAGUGUCCUCAUCACGGGUUUGACGAUGACCAUGUCCUAGGAAUCUUCUACAAUGGUGUGGAAUGGGAGUUCCGCAAUGCUCUAAACGCAGCGAGCAAUGGAGAUUUCAUGACUCAAACCACAAAAGGAGCUCACGCGCUAAUAGAGAACAUGGCAGCUAGUUCGUCCAACAAAAACGAGGAGACUGACCGUUCCAAGAAGGUGAACAUCAUGGACACUAGGAAGAUUGAUGACCUCGCCGCUAAGGUCGAUCUGCUACUCAAGAACAAUCAGAAUCAGAUCUAUUUCAUGGAAGAGACCAAUCUGGAACUAGGUACUACAGAUGCUGCAGCAGAAAUCGAUCAUCGGAAGAAGAUCAGCAAGAGGCAGAAUAAUCCGCAAGCUGCUCCUGCAACCGCGAGCGGUCCGCCAGAUGAGCUGAAUGGAAUGAUGCAACAACUUCUGCAGGGGCAACAGAUUCAAGGAAAAGCACUGAACCAGGUUACAACCGAGAUAAACACUCGGAUGGACAACAUGUUCACUGAAUUGAAUUCCAAAUACGAUGAUGUAGCAAGCCACAUAAGGCAGAUGGACGUUCAGAUUGCUCAAACUGCUGAGACAAUAAAAAGGCAACAGGGAACACUCCUAGGGAAAACAAACAAGAAUCCCAAGGACUGUAACGCAGUCGAGCUGAGAAGUGGAAGACAUCUAUCAGAUUCUGUCCCCAAGAAGCUGACUGCUCAAGAGAAGGGAAAACAGAAAGAGGGAGAACAACCUCCGCUUGAGGAUGUCCACGACGACGAUCAUGAAUCAGAACAGCCAACAGCCACAGAACCAGUAGCUCCCACGACGCAAGAUCAACCUGUUCCUACUCGCGUCUACAUUCCAAAAGUUCCCUACCCAGUCCCUGCUAAGAAAUCACGCAAAGAUUGCAAAGAGAUGAAGUGCAGGAAGAUGCUAGAUGAGUUGAAUGUUAAGUUCUCUCUCAUGGAUGCUAUUCUGAUGAUUCCUUCAAUGUGCAGUCUUGUGAAAGGGCUGAUCUCUGGGAAGACCUCUGCAGACAGCGACAUCAUGAUGGUCUCGAAAGAAUGCAGCGCAGUCCUUCAAAACAGAACAGUCAGGAAAUUGGAAGAUCCUGAAAAAUUUGUCAUAUCUGUUCAGAUUGGAAAAACAGUCUUCGCUUGUUCUUUAUGCGAUCUAGAUUCCAGUGUGAAUCUCAUGCCCUAUUCAGUUGCAAAACGCAUGGGACUAACCAAUUUCAAGCCAACCAGGAUUUCUUUGGUGUUUGCAGACAGAUCAGUCAAGUUGCCAGUAGGUGUUCUCGAAGAUCUGCAAGUUCAAAUUGGUGACACCACUGUUCCGGCAAACUUCGUGAUUCUAGAGCUCGAAGAUGAACCACAAGACCCUCUCAUUCUGGGUCGACCUUUUUAA